Messenger RNA from Caenorhabditis briggsae, 1080 nucleotides. NCBI's taxonomy places the organism in Eukaryota, Metazoa, Nematoda, Chromadorea, Rhabditida, Rhabditidae. The transcript is spliced from 7 exons. The coding region runs from base 1 to 1080 and encodes 359 amino acids. The record is from RefSeq and is a predicted model, not a curated record.
AUGCUGCUGCUGCUUUUCGGAGCGGUUCUUACUGUCAAUGGAGAAAACUCUCCAUGCAACUGUCCGGAUUCAAAAAUUAAUCACGUCUCCGCCAUUUCAUUCGGCAUUACACUUCUCUCUCCAUCCUAUUCCUCUGUUUACCUCAACAUCUCGGCUGAUUUCGGAGCUGUCAUUAACGAGCCUUCUGAACCCAUUUCUUUUGCCGAGAAUCACUACUACUGGGACAAUGAAUACUUCACUGCUAAUGAAUCCCACUUCACUGUCUGCAAUUAUCACAUUGCUUAUCAUAAUAAAGAAUUACGGAAGAUCAAGUAUAACGUCACUCAUCGCCCUUCAAACAUCACAUUUGGCUGCAAUUGGUAUCAAGAGUGUUGCGAAUUGGGAUGCUGUCUGAACAGUCUCAUACAAAUCGGCAUUCUGAUUUUGCUCUACACUGGAAUUGCUUUCAUGGCUGUCAUAUUCUGCGCCCAGUUAACACUCCGGUCGAACGACCAAAGAGGAGAAUUCCGGUCUCCUCCGAAUGUCAGACGCCACUAUCCAUGCCGUAGAGCCGCUGCAGAACGAACAGUGGAGAGCUACGUUCUCCAAGAGCUCGCCAUCAGAGAAGCACCGCCAGCGUACGAGGAAUUGUAUCCGAACGGAAGUCCGUAUGAAGAAGCUGGCCCGAGCACGAGCAACACAAUUCCACGGAUUGUUGUGAAUGCGGGUGAGCUGAUGGCAUUGCAUUUCAUAUUUAUCCUUUUGUUGAACUUCCUGAGAAAUGGUCAAUCAGCAGCAAGCUGCUGCGAUCGUUCAAGAUCUGGGUACGUGGAAUUCAGAUCUCUAACUGAGUUUCUCCGUAAAACAGACGUAAUCGAAAAACACUUCAACUACAACAACCAGACGGAUGUGUUCUACAUCAAUCACGACGCUACAAUUCUGUAUAACUCAAUCCACUAUUCUUUCGAUGACUUCUAUGAACAACAUGAGAACAGAACCAAAGUUUGCCUGUUUAAACUCUACAGACGCUACGAUGAGAUUGAACAUGUGAGCCAACAACAAAAAAUCGUAUUCCAAGACAUGUUUUUUUCUCGUUCGUAG